Arachis duranensis is the source of this 1688-nucleotide messenger RNA. RefSeq lists its product as uncharacterized. The record is from RefSeq and is a predicted model, not a curated record. The transcript is spliced from 3 exons. Bases 166 to 1350 code for a protein of 394 amino acids. NCBI's taxonomy places the organism in Eukaryota, Viridiplantae, Streptophyta, Magnoliopsida, Fabales, Fabaceae.
CUUGAAUUUUUGUUUUUCGCGGACCAAAGGAUUGGCUGGGUGAGAAAAAGCGGGGUUUGCAUACGAUCUUCAAUAACCGAAACCCUAGCCUACGUCUGCCUUCUAUCUCCCAGCCUUCUACAUAACAAACAAAUAAAUCCUUUCUUCUCUGUGUUCAUAUUGUUGAUGAUGGAGUCGGCGGAAACAGGAGAAUGCCUGUGGAUGGUGACAAACGACUACAUCUUUGGCAUCCGCGUUGAGAAGUUAGAAAAAUUGGGGAAGAAUGAGGAUAGGGAUUGGAAAUCCCAUCUUGAGCAGGCUCCGUUUGAUUUCUGUUUGAAUCUUCCAGAGUCCAGCAUGUUGGAUUACUUUAUCUUCGACUCGAAAUUUUUCUUAGUCGGUAAGCAAACCGAAUCUGGCACCAAGAUCUACCAAAUCUCCUAUGUCGGCGGCAACACGUUGGGCACAUCUGAAGCAGUAGAGACGGGCGCAAUCCCUCCGCUACCGACCGAAGACUUCAUUUUCCUUGCAAACAUUAAAGAUGACGUUUACUUGUUGGAGCAUGGUGCGGUACCACAGUUAGGAAGAAAGACGGGGUUAUGGGUUUUAUGUCCCAAUCCCCCUCACCCGAGCUGGCAUUCCGCGCCCGAUCCUCCAACCGAAGUCAACUCUGAUGAUUAUAGUGUGCCUGUUGGUUUUGUGCUAAAUGAUAAAUUCUUUUUGCAUCCCCUGUCCGCACCAGGAAUUGCAUAUCUCUACGAUCCCCAACUUAAAGCAUGGAUUAAACUGGAGCGCACAUUUUUUGUUCCUGGUUAUGAUCUUUUCGUGCGUGUGCGGUCCCUUGGGGAUGUAGGCGAUGGCAGUGUGGUGCUGACAUGGAAACUGAAGGCUCUUCGCGUACGUGGUGUGAAAUAUGACAUACAGGCUUUGCUGGUGGAUAAUAAAGAUUAUUGCAUUCUUCGCCAUCAACGCCUUGAUGAGUUGUGUGAGGCGAUCCAACCAUCCUUCUUUGAUGAUUUUUCCUCUGAGCUCAACUUGGUUGACCUUGGCAACAGCAAAGUAUGUGUUACCAUCUCUGGUCUCGCAGAAGGCAUUCCAUCCUUUUGCAUUUUAGUAGUUGAAUUAGGGUUGGUACAAGAGGAGCAAAGGUUCUUAUCUGUGCGUGUACUCGUGAAUCGAGUCUUCGAUACGAGGCCUUAUUUCUUAGAUGACCGCGUUCAAGUGCUCUACACCUCCUUUCUUUUCUCCCUCAGAAAGAGAAUGCCUCGCAAACAUCCAUAUUCCAAAGAUUGCAUCUCUCCAAGGAAAGAGCCCAAGCUAGCUGGUGGGACGAAUCCAAGCAACCCAACAACAGCAUUCGAACAAGAAUGACUAACUUCAACCUGUUCAUAUUAAGUGUUAUAUGAAGCAGUUGUUGUCGAUUCUCGGACAUUGUCAUGCUUGGGGUGUGAUGUACUGGGAUAUCAAGGGAUCAAAUCUUCUGGUGAAUAAUGAAGGGAUACCGAAGGCGUGGUUGAAUAUAAUAGUACAUUGAAAUUUUCUUAGUGCGGUAUUGGUUGGAUUUGAUGAUUUUUAUGAAGAAUAGUUCUGGUAGUAGUAGCUUCUGCUUGUCAAAUCUAUGGAUAUAAGACUUUUAAAAGAAAAUUAGAUAUAGAGAUGUCGACUAUUUUACAUAACAUCCUUUUCAGCAAUAAUUUUUAUAUUAUCAA